Neoarthrinium moseri is the source of this 1728-nucleotide messenger RNA. RefSeq lists its product as uncharacterized. The transcript is spliced from 3 exons. The coding region runs from base 1 to 1728 and encodes 575 amino acids. Gene Ontology annotation, molecular function: methyltransferase activity. NCBI's taxonomy places the organism in Eukaryota, Fungi, Ascomycota, Sordariomycetes, Amphisphaeriales, Apiosporaceae. The record is from RefSeq and is a predicted model, not a curated record.
AUGGUUUGUGACGAUGCGACCCAGCCUCGGUGGAGAGAGCGCCAUCCCCAGUCCGACGACGUCCUGGAAGCCCGCGACGGAAGAGCUAUGAGCAUAGGAAAGCAACGACCACGGUCCGUGGCCAUGCAUGACGAACCUGACCUGGCUAUGGAGGGAUCGGCGGCGGGUGGUCGUGAGGCGCCUUCAGCACCGCAUGCGGAGGCCAAUUUGGACUCUGAAAGCGGACCUGCGCACGUAUAUGCCCCUGUGUGUGACAUGCCCGAGCUCGACAACGGAGACUCUACCGAUGAUCAUCUGGAUCCUCCGCCGAUGCGGGAUGCCGAGAUGCGGCGGUUUGGACUUAGUGACGACGUGUCGUCACUGCACGCGCCCAGCCAGAUGCUGUCCCUGUCGAGCCAUCGUCGCGCGCCGAAACCAUUCGACGAUGGAGCUACAUUCAACUCCAAUCGCUCCCUUGCCCCGCAAGAUACGGAAAAUGUAUGGGAAAACGACCGACGUUAUUGCGGCCAUACCUACUACAUGCCGAACGACAAGGUUGAGCAAGAUCGCCUUUUACUCGUGCAUGAGGUCUAUAAGAGCGCCUUUGGAGAUGAGCCGACCACUAUCCCGCUGGAGAACCCGUCAGCGAUAUUAGACGUGGGUGCGGCCACUGGAGAAUGGGCCAUUGACCUGGCAGAUCGCUUCCCGGACUGCGAGGUGACUGGCUUUGACAUAUCAGACAUCUUUCCGAGGUUCGUUGCCCCGAACCUAUUCUGGGAAGUGGACAACGCCGAAUUGGAAUGGCUUCGGCCGUCUGACACCUACGAUUUGGUCCACUUUCGAGACAUGGCAGGGGCUUUUGCCGACUGGCCGUUCGUAUACCAGCAAGCUUUCAAAGUAUGCAAACCUGGAGGCUGGAUUGAGCUCUCGGACAAAGAGGACCUUUCCAACGUUGGCCAAUUUCCAUCAUUCUUUGGGCCUGACUCUGUGAUACACAAGACUGCGCGCGACUGGAAGGCCGCCUCUGUCGAGGCCGGGAGGCCGGUGGGGAUUCACCACCUGGAUCCGCAACUGCUGCGCGAUGCUGGAUUUGUGGAUGUGAACUUGUCUGAAAGGGUUGUGCCUAUAAGCCCAAGGGAUCUGGAAACCGGCCACUUGUUCUUAAAGGCGCUGCUUACAGCCAUCGAGUCAUCUGCGUUGAGGUUGUUGACGAAAUACAAAGGAUACACAGCGGAUGAGGUGCGCAAUAUCGGGGUGCUACUACAAGAAGAGAUGAAAGGAAUCGCGCUGGACCGUGAAAGGUCGAAGGGCUUCGUGGUCAAGUUCAUAGUCCUCACGGGAAGAAAACCGGACGGCGCAUCGUUUUGGGAAACUGACCCUUCAGCGGGACACAGUACCGCCAUGGAUAUUGAGACCAACGAAGCCAAUGGGGGAGCGACUUGCCAAGUCGGCACAGAGGCUACUCCUGGUGAUAUGGCCUCCACUCCAGACCCGCCCGCAGGUAUUCCAUCGGGCGACGGUAGCAGCACAUUGCAUGCCGAGGCAGCAUCUUCUGUAGACCAGAAUGAUGUCGUGGCUCCCGAUGACGAGCCAACGAAACCGAUGGAGCUUCUGGGAACUGACGGCGCAACCGAGAGCCAGGCUUCAGAGCCUAGGCCAGAGCUGCCCCAGACGAGCACCCACGCACGACCCAAGAGUGUAGCCAUUAUAUCAGAGCCGGCGAGCAUCAUGAGAAGAUCCUCUACAUGA